Molecule: messenger RNA, 318 nt
Organism: Balaenoptera musculus (blue whale)
Lineage: Eukaryota; Metazoa; Chordata; Mammalia; Artiodactyla; Balaenopteridae
Gene: PROK1
Product: prokineticin 1
Exons: 3
Coding region: 1-318 (105 amino acids)
Source: RefSeq, a predicted model, not a curated record
AUGAGAGGUACCAUGCGAGUCUCAGUCAUGCUCCUCCUGGUGACUGUGUCCGACUGUGCCGUGAUCACAGGGGCCUGCGAGCGGGACGUCCAGUGCGGGGCGGGCACCUGCUGCGCAGUCAGCCUGUGGCUGCGUGGGCUGCGGGUGUGCACCCCGCUGGGGUGGGAAGGAGAGGAGUGCCACCCCGGCAGCCACAAGGUCCCUUUCUUCAGAAAACGCCAGCACCACACCUGCCCCUGCCUGCCCAGCCUGCUGUGCUCCAGAGGCCUGGGUGGCAGGUACCGCUGCUCCACCGACUUGAAGAACAUAAACUUUUAG